AUGCAAGCAAGACCGGUCACGCGAUUCACGAUAGCCGACGUAAUCGAUCUCUUGAGAAAAAAACGAAAGACCGCAUUGGAACGAGAUCGAUCAAUUGAAGUUCCAGUGCCUUCCAAACCUUUCAUGAUGAACAGUCUCCGUCGAGUGGCUCUUGUCUCAUUGGUCUACUUCGCGGCUAGUGUUGGUGCUCAGCAAGAAGCUAGAAACGACAUUAAUUCCUGGUCGCCAGGAAAACUUCGCAGUCGGGGUGAUGAAGCUUUGUCGCUACGCAAUUAUGACGAAGCCUUACAGCUGAUUCGCAAAGCUGCCGAAUUGGAACCAGAGAAUGGAAUCAACCAUUUCAAACUCUUUCGCGUUCAAUCUCGUAUGCGCAAGCAUAGCGACGCUUUGGGGUCCAUCACCAAGGCCGUCGAGUUGGAUCCCUCCAACAACAGUUAUCGCAAAUCGAAGGCCAAGUUGUUGAAACAGUUGGGUCAGUGCGACAUUGCCGUGAACGAAUUGAAGUCAAUUCAAGGGGAUGAUUCAGAAGAGUACACUAAGCUCUAUGAGGAAGCAUCGCAGUGCGAGAGUGAUAUUCUCCAUGCUGGACACGCCAUGUUGAACGAGGACUACUAUUCCGCGUCUCAAUAUUACCAACGUGCCAUUAGUCAAGUGGAACAGGCUUCUGAUCUCUUGUUUCUAAAGGCAGAAGCGCUUUACCACCAUGGUGACUACUACGGUGUCAUUAGCGAUACUGGCCAAGUCCUCAAACAACAUGCACAAAACCUGGAGGCAUACCGACUACGUGGCGAUGCCUAUGGCCGAUUGGGAGAACACGAUUCGGCGAUACAGCACUACCGUGAGGCACUCAAGUUUGAUCCAGAACACAAGGGGUGCAAAGAGGGGCACAAGUUUAUCAAAAAGAUUGAAAAGAAGCGCAAAAAGGGAGAUGAUGCCUACGACAACGGCAACUUUUCAGACGCCAUUCAAUUUUAUACUCAGGCCAUGGAAAUUGAUCCUACCCAUACUGCAUUCAAUCGACCCACUCAAUUGAAAAUUGUCAAGGCAUAUUCUAGAUUAGGAAAUCAUCAAAAGGCCUUGGCAGCAGCUUCCAAACACAUCGAGGAAGAGGAAUCAUUGGAAGGUCUGUGGGCUCUUGGAGAUGCUCAAACACAUGCCGAACAAUUCGAGGAUGCAGUCCGAACCUUCAGUCAGGCUUAUGAAAAUGCACCCGAUGGUGAAAUGAAGCAACAAGCGAAGAAGAAGGUCCAGGAAGCCCAAGUGGCUCUGAAACAAAGCAAAGAGAAGAAUUACUACAAGAUUCUGGGUCUUCCACGCACGGCUUCCAAAAAGGAAAUCAAAUCUGCCUACCGCAAGCUCGCCUUGAAAUGGCAUCCUGAUAAGAACCCUGAUAAUCUCGAAGAAGCUGAGAAGAUGUUUGCCGACAUUGGAGAAGCAUACGAAGUUCUGUCGGAUGACGAAAUGAAGGCCAAGUACGACCGAGGUGAAGACGUCUUUGAUAACCAAGGCGGUGGUGGUGGUGGCGGAGGUCAUCACUUUGAUCCUCGCAUGUUCUUCAACCAACAGUUCCAUGGUGGAGGCGGUGGACAACGUCGUGGCGGGGGUGGACAACAGUUCCAUUUCAAGAUGGGUUAA
Cylindrotheca closterium is the source of this 1635-nucleotide messenger RNA. NCBI's taxonomy places the organism in Eukaryota, Bacillariophyta, Bacillariophyceae, Bacillariales, Bacillariaceae. The record is from the annotation of a GenBank genome assembly.